Messenger RNA from Lytechinus pictus (painted urchin), 2149 nucleotides. RefSeq names its product ileal sodium/bile acid cotransporter-like. The record is from RefSeq and is a predicted model, not a curated record. Bases 141 to 1595 code for a protein of 484 amino acids. The transcript is spliced from 2 exons. NCBI's taxonomy places the organism in Eukaryota, Metazoa, Echinodermata, Echinoidea, Temnopleuroida, Toxopneustidae. Gene Ontology annotation, cellular component: membrane.
UUACUGUUUUUGGAUCGAUGGGAAUAAUAAUGCUUUACAGACUUGUCAGGAUUCGUUGUCAAACUUUCCGACGGUUACUGUAGAAAGAAGAUAUGAUUUUGGUAUUUCUUAUUCUUUUCUCGUCUUAGGUGCCUUUCAUCAUGAUUAAAAUACAAGUCUUUCGGUCAUUGCUAGCGUUGGCAUUUGGAAUUCAUCAUGUUUGCAUCGCGAGCAGCGUCGACAUCGCCUUCGACAACCACACCGAUGUAUACGUCACAGAGGGGGAACAAGUGGAAGUAAAUGUGACCAUGGUUGCUUAUAAUGGUCCAGAGAGUACAAUGACCUUUCAAAGCGCCAACGAAGAUGCCUUUGAGAUAAUUAAUGCAUCAUCAUACAUAGUUUCCAACGGAACGGUGUUACCUCAGGUCUAUCAUGUGACAAUCCGCGGAAUCAAUUACAGAGUCUCGAGUAUGGAAAUAAUGGUGGCAGGAGUGGGAUCAAGCGAGAAGACACGCGUCGGUGAAAUACCCAUCAAGAUUUUACGACCGAUCAAUUACUUUUUUCUGAACAUUCUGAACUAUAUUUUCUUCAUCCCAAUAUCUGUCACGUACUUUUUGAUGGGUUACACCAUAGAUAUGACAAUGGUUUGGAAGAACUUGAAACGUCCGUUUGCUGUUUUCAUCGGGUUCGCCUGCCAGUUUGUCGCCAUGCCAGCUUUGGCGUUUGGGAUCGGGAAGGUGAUGCAGCUAGAGCCACUUUCAGCUAUUGGUUUGCUUCUAGUUGGAUGCUGCCCUGGAGGGAAACUCAGCAAUGACCUCUGCGUCCUUGUAGAUGCAGAUUUCACCUUGAGCGUCACCAUGACGACUUGCUCAACGAUCCUGGCCCUUGCAACGAUGCCACUGAACAUAUUCAUCUACACGCCUCUUAUCACCGACUCCUCACUCGAGACACCCUACGACCAAAUGGCUAUCCAGUUAGUCGCCAUGCUUUUUCCUGUCUUAGCCGGAAUUCUAGCACGAUACAGAUGGCCACACUAUGAGAAGAAGGUUCUAAAGAUCUUCAAACCGGUCGUUGCAGUGAUCAUGAUAGUGGUUAUAUGCGCUUCAAUUCCGUUUCAGCUCUACAUCUUCUUUUCACCCUGGCAGAUUUACGUGUCUUCCCUGAUUCUACCGUGUCUCGGGGCCAUCUUGGGUGCCAUCUUUGCCAAGCUUGGCCGGCUGAAGAAUAACCAAGUGGCGGCGAUUGCCUUCGAAACUGGCGUGCAGAACGCGAUCAUAGCCUACGUCAUUCUGAGCAACGCUUACCCCCAACCUGAAGCAGAUCUCGCCGGACGAGUCACCUUCAUCACCAUGAUGUUACAGUUCUUCCUAGGAAUGGCAGUUUUCGGGACCUACACCUUCCUCAAGCGAUUCGUCUUUGAGGAAGACGAAGAACCCGAGAAAGACAAAGAGGAAUUGGCCAACGAUAUUUCAAAGGACGGUUCGAUCAACACUGGUAUAUACCGACCUACUACUUUAGAUUCUCCUGUCCCAAAGGAAGAUGAGGACGACGAAACACAGGGCCCAGCCCGUCAGUCCUCAGACAUUAAUUUUGCUUUCGGUGAUACUGAACUUUAAAUAAACUCUGCAAAAUGUAUGGACCUAUACGAUUUAUUGUGCACAUUCAUUUCUGGAGCAGGGGCACAUUUAAUUUUUCAAUUUGUUUUUAUAAAGAUAGCAAUUUUUUUUUAUUAAGCUCCAAUAUAGUUUUGUAAUGAUAAAUUUAAAGUUCCUGCUUCUUUAACGGGAGAAUUCUCUGGAAAAAGAUACUAAAGAUAAUGUGCAUAUUUGGAAGCAAAGAAGUGGAGUCCAAUUAAUUCCUCUUGUGCCCUCUUCCCUCCGGAUUCGCGCUUGUAGGUCUGCUUGAGUCUUGGAAAAAAUGUCAUUUUACUUCGUUUCAAGAGAAAUUUGAUAGGAAUCUUCCAAAUAAAAAUCAUCCUAGAUGCUUCUUAUUUUGUUCUUAUCUGGUCCACCUAUUAUUUUAGGGGGGGGGGGGGUAUUCUCCGCUUAUAUUUCACCUUUAGAUGUUUUCUAUCGUUUUAAUACUGACUUUUAGUAUAUGGUUGCAUGUCCCGGGGCAUCAUGUUCAUGGUCAGUUAUAUACCAUUGCUGGGUUAUUAUGUUAUUAUUAU